Molecule: messenger RNA, 891 nt
Organism: Salvia miltiorrhiza (redroot sage)
Lineage: Eukaryota; Viridiplantae; Streptophyta; Magnoliopsida; Lamiales; Lamiaceae
Exons: 1
Coding region: 1-891 (296 amino acids)
Source: RefSeq, a predicted model, not a curated record
AUGGAAAUUCAAGUUGGAGACGGGGCAGGCUUUAUCUUUUGGAACCACCUGUGGAUUGGAGAAAGUAGACUCUCCGAUCAAUUCCCAAGACUCUAUCGUCUUAGCAGCAACCAGAAUGGAUCAAUCUCGAGCAUGGGGGAGUGGAAGGAGGGAGAGUGGGUGUGGAGUUUCAGUUGGAACCGGGAGCUUUUAGAAAGAGAGAAGGAGCAGGUGCAGCGUCUAGUCAAUAUUAUCAAACACGUCCGAAUUUGUGAGGGGAAAGCUGAUAAAUGGAGAUGGAAGGCCUCAAAAGAUGACUCAUUUACAGUCAAAUCCGCCUACAAAACUAUAAGUGCAGCGGAUGGCCGAAAUUCUAUCAGGGGGAGUGAUCUGGAACUUGCUAUCAUCUGGAAAGCCCCGGCACCACCAAAAGUGAUCACUACAGCGUGGAAAGCUCUUAGAGGACGAAUGGCUACGUGUGAAAAUCUUUUGAAAAGGAAGGUGAACAUCCAACAUCAGGAGGCUUUAUGUGUUUUCUGCAAGGCGACGAUCGAGACGGCAGACCACCUGUUUUUGAGCUGUGAUAAGGUAUAUCAACUGUGGAGCGAGGUCGUGGCUUGGCUUGGCAAGCAAACGGUUCUGCCGUGCAAGGUAAAAAACCACUUUAACGCCUUCAUCAAUCUUGGUUGUAAGAAAGAAAAACGUUUCCUACUUAGUGUGUGGUCUGGAGUUAUUUGGAGUAUCUGGAAAGUGAGAAAUGAGUGUAAAUUCCAACUUGGCGAGUGGAAUUCGUACAAGAUGAUUGUUGAGCUUAAGUCGAGAUUGUGGAGUUGGAUGACGAUCCAUAAUGUGCAGAAAUCAACAGAGGAGUUCAGGAGUUGGUACACCGCAGCUUUGCCUGGAGAGUCUUGA